This is a messenger RNA of Hyalella azteca, 2450 nucleotides long. RefSeq names its product sodium-dependent phosphate transport protein 2B. Gene Ontology annotation, cellular component: membrane. The transcript is spliced from 8 exons. Lineage: Eukaryota; Metazoa; Arthropoda; Malacostraca; Amphipoda; Hyalellidae. The record is from RefSeq and is a predicted model, not a curated record. The coding region runs from base 160 to 1755 and encodes 531 amino acids. Gene Ontology annotation, molecular function: sodium:phosphate symporter activity. Gene Ontology annotation, biological process: sodium-dependent phosphate transport.
GCAGUGAAGUCCGACCUCGGACUCCUGGCGGGCGACUCCGACGAUUGCUCGCCAUCGAGCUCGCGUCCAACUCUCGCCCUGAGUGUCGGACAACCGCACCCAUACCGCGACCACCGCCCUGCUCCUUUGCCCGAACGCCAGGGGCGCUGCUGGCCGCUGAUGGUGGUGUGCAAGCUGGUGCUGCUGCUGCUGCUUCUCUACCUCUUCAUCAGCUCCCUGGGCCUCCUAGCCUCCUCGUUUCGGCUCCUCGGCGGCAAAACUGCGAGCUCGGUGUUCCAGCAGUCAGCAGUGCUGGGCAACCCUGUGGUCGGGCUCAUGAUCGGUGUGCUCGUCACGGUGCUGGUGCAGUCAUCGUCCACCUCGUCUUCCAUCAUCGUCUCCAUGGUCGCCGCUGACUUCAUGGACGUGCGUACAGCGAUCCCCAUCAUCAUGGGAGCCAACAUCGGCACGUCAGUAACCAACACCCUCGUCUCCCUGGGACAGAUGGGCAACCGAGACGAAUUUGAGCGGGCGUUUGCGGGUGCCACGGUACACGACAUCUUCAACUGGAUGUGCGUGCUGGUGCUGCUCCCGCUCGAGGUGCUCACCGGUUACCUCUACACCCUCAGUAAAGCCGUCCUCGCUGCCUUCCAGUUUGAACACUCCGAAGAAGUCAAGAUCGAACUCCUCUCCAAACUCACCAAACCUUUCACUAAAAGAAUUAUCCAGUUGGACAAAAGCGUUCUAGAAGGCUGGGCUCUGAACGACCCUGCGUACAACAACGCUACUUUGCUGCGCCGUUACUGCUCCUCUGUCGUGGAUGCCAACACAACCGAAGUAGUCACUUGCAACCAUAUCGCCGCUCAGAUUCCUCUGGGAGACACCGCCAUCGGGGUGAUGCUGAUGGUCUUCUCGCUGGUCCUGCUCUGUAGCUGCCUCGUGGCCAUCGUCAAGAUCUUGGGCUCAUUGCUCAAAGGGUCCGUAGCAAACGUGAUUCAAACAGUCCUGAACGCUGACUUGCCUUACGUCCCCUGGCUCACGGGAUACCUCGCCAUUUUGGUGGGUGCCGUGAUGACCUUCUUGCUUCAGUCUUCCUCAAUCUUCACUUCAUCCUUGACACCUUUGGUGGGACUUGGACUCAUCUCAGUGGACCGUGUGUAUCCCCUCACUCUUGGUUCAAAUUUAGGAACCACUACCACGGCUCUAUUGGCUGCCUUGUCAUCGGAAGGCAACCGUCUCCACCCUGCCAUUCAAGUUGCUUUGGUCCAUCUGUUUUUCAACAUGAGUGGAAUUCUUCUUUACUACGUCAUCCCAUUUAUGCGCAUCCCCGUCCCACUGGCCAAAAUGAUGGGUAGGACUACCGCAAAAUAUCGCUGGUUCGCUGUCUUCUACAUGAUCAUCAGCUUCGGAUUAUUCCCCAUGAUGAUCUUCGCUGUAUCUCUCGGAGGUCCUACCGCUAUCUACUCUGUACUAAUUCCUCUGGGCAUGCUGCUCUUCUUUGUAAUCCUAGUCAACGUGAUGCAGGCAAAAUGCCCCAAGUGUCUUCCGUCCUGCCUGCGAUCGUGGCACUGGCUUCCACUCCCCCUCCGUUCCCUGCAGCCUUUGGAUCGAGUCUUCAGUAAAUUAGCGUGCUGUUGUUGCAAGACGAGUGAUCAGCAUUUGUACAUGCCACCUUCCGAGCGCUACGAUUUUGACGAUCAAGCAGGCAUUCAAAUCUUGGUGCAUGCUGACAAAAACAAACCAUCAAUUUUCUCAAGCAAUGAAACAUGUGCUUGAGAUGCUCCGUUGUUACGCUGCAUCAAACUGAAGUUGGCACCCAUUUACGUUAAUUAAGUUGAGCUGAACCUACAGUCAAACAGACAAGACCCUGCACUCGAGUGGUAGCAAGUUCCGUAUUAGAAUACAAAUAUUUGAUCGUUACUAUCUAAGGCGGAAUAGUUAAGCGGAGUUGUUCUUCCGCCAUUCUUCACGAAGAUCUGUACCCAGGACAUCGAAUCUUUGCUUAAAUGAAGAUCGUCGGUCUAGGCCGAUUGAACGCAAUCAUUUCACUUGCUUUGCAUUUCAAAUAAGGUUUAAGAAGUGAACAUUAUUCUCCCGUAAUUCUUUCUGCGAAGCAAUCUCAGUUUCAUUGUUAUCCCAAGAAUAUUCUGUUUCGGAGUACUCCAGUAUUCACUGUGGCUUACUGUAUACUAUAGUAUACACUGAUGUGGCUUUUUCCUCGUGCUAGAGGCUUGAUAGGUUAGUAGCCUAUUGUGACUGUGAUAGCUAAUAUUAGUGCUAAUAUACUUGAAUGCUGUGCAUAUUGAGCAAUAUUGUUCAAUACGAGUUCCUCAUGCGUAUUUAUGUUAGCAUCUUUUUUCCGCGUAAGCCAUUGCAACAUUUUAUCCCGUAAUUAUGCAGCUUUACAUAAUGAAUAUAGUGUUGUUAAAAAAAUGUAGUUCAGUACUCACUGCAGCGAGUGACAGAGAGCG